This is a messenger RNA of Dictyostelium purpureum, 1912 nucleotides long. RefSeq lists its product as uncharacterized. Gene Ontology annotation, molecular function: protein binding. Gene Ontology annotation, cellular component: cytoplasm. Lineage: Eukaryota; Evosea; Eumycetozoa; Dictyosteliales; Dictyosteliaceae. Bases 233 to 1807 code for a protein of 524 amino acids. The record is from RefSeq and is a predicted model, not a curated record. The transcript has 5 exons.
AUAGUAAUAAUAAUAAUAAUAUAUUAAUAAAAAUUUAUUAAUUUAAAUUAAAUCAUUUUUAAAAACUUAAUUUUAUUUUUUAAUAUAAAAAAAAAAAAAAAAAAAGUUUUUUGGUGGCAUAUUAAAACUAUUCCACCCUCAUAAUAAUAAUAAAAUAAUAAAUAUAUAUUAGUAAUAUUGGUUUAAAGAAACAAUAAAAUAGUAAUAGUACAUAUAGAUAGCAAAAAUAAAUAUGGAUUUUUUAAAAAAUAAAUAUAACGAAUUAACUAAUAAUAGCACAAGUAGUAAUGUUACUGCUGACAAAUAUAAAGAUAUAAAAGAACCAUUUCUUUUACAUAAAUUAGCAUGUGAAGGAAAGUAUGAUGAGAUCAAACAAUCUAUAGAAACAAUACCAUAUUAUAAAGAGUUUAUAGAUAUAAGAGAUACCCAUGGUUAUCCUGCAUCACAUUAUGCAGCACAUUUGGGAUAUGGUAAUAUAGUAGAACUAUUAUUAAAAAGUGGUGCAGAUCCAGAUAGAAAAAGUGCUGCAGGUUGGUCAUUACUUCAAGAAGCUAUUGGUAGAAAAGAUAGAGAAAUUGUCACAAUGGUAUUAUUAGAGUUAAAAUUAAAGAUAGAAAGAGAGUUUAAUAAAAGAGUACCAACAUUGGUUCAAGCUUUAGAAAAUAUUCCAGAUUUUGAAAUGGAGUUAAAAUGGGAAGUUAAAAGUUGGGUACCAUUAGUUACAAGAUUUUGCCCAUAUGAUACAUAUAAAAUUUAUAAGCAAGGUGCAUCAUUAAGAGCAGAUACAACAAUUAUUGGAAUGGAUGGUAUUAAAUUUAUUAGAGGAGAUUUAACAUUUUUAUAUAAAAAUUUAAGAUUAUUUUCAUUAGAUAAUAUUAAAAAACAAUAUUCAGAAAUGGAAUUGGUUGCAUCAAAAAACCCAGUAGUUCACGAAGAGGAGGUUGAUAUUUGUUUAGAUCAACACAUUAGAAGGGUAAAGUUAAUGACAGAUGCAAUUCAAUUUCAACCAGCUAAAACAUGGUUAGGAUACGAAAAAACUGAAGCAAUCGGUGAUAAAGGCGAUUGGAGUGCAAAGAUUUUUGAUGUUUCAAAUGUAGAUUUAAAGACAUGCACAAGAAAAUCAAAGAGGCAACCAAACCAUCCAUCAUUAAAUGAUAUGCAAAAUACCACAACAGGCAGCAAAAAAGAUAAAAAGAAACAAAUCAAGGGUGAUGAAAUUGAUGAGGAUGAAGAGGAGGAUCAAGUCAUAACCACCAACAAAGAUCAUUUGGAUGAAAGUGGUAAAGAUCACAAUGUAAAUUCACCAGUCGCACAAACAAAGAAAUAUCUCGAUUCAUUAAAACAUAGAACCUACACAAUUAGAGAAAGCACAGUUAAAUCAAAGAUAUUCUCUGAUCCACACUAUUUCGAUGCACCAAAAGAUUUUGACCCAUAUACAUUCGAACAAAAUUUUGACAAAACCAAAGUUAAAUCUCAAGGUCUCCUUUGUGAAGGUGAAACUAUCAGCGAAAGACAUCGUUACUUUAAAGGUACAAUUUGGAUCUCUGAGGAUUUCCCAAGAAAGGUUGCAGAUCUCUUGCCAAUUUUUGAAGUUUUAGCUCCAACCAAUAAAUUAUUUAGUAGAUUAAGCGAAUUUAUUCAACUUAAAUUACCAUCUCAAGGUUUUCCAGUUAAAUUAGAUAUACCAUUAGUUCCAACUAUCUCUGCAACUGUAAUUUUUACAAAAUAUCAAGAAAAAGAAGUUGAUAAAAAUCUUUUUUGUGUACCAACUGAUUAUGUCGAGCAUAAAAAACAACCAAAAAAUUAAAAUAAUCAAUAUUAUAUAUAUACAAACAGAUAAUAUUUUUAUAAUUUUAUUUAAUAAAGCUUUAAAUACAUAAAUAUAUCUAUUUAAAACAAAAAGUAUUUAUUU